Solea senegalensis (Senegalese sole) is the source of this 2242-nucleotide messenger RNA. RefSeq names its product E3 ubiquitin-protein ligase MARCHF5-like. Bases 175 to 1041 code for a protein of 288 amino acids. Lineage: Eukaryota; Metazoa; Chordata; Actinopteri; Pleuronectiformes; Soleidae. The record is from RefSeq and is a predicted model, not a curated record. The transcript is spliced from 6 exons. Gene Ontology annotation, molecular function: zinc ion binding.
CUUUUGUGUCUGUCAGAGAGUCUGCUCAACGUUCUUAGCAUAAACACACAGAAAAUCCCGGAUUUAAGGUCGUAAACUGACUAAAUGUGGAUUAACGGUUGUUUUCCAGGUGUUUUCUGCGUCUGAUGAUUUCAUGAAAACAUCUCAGGGAGAAAGAGUCGCUUCACGGCCGUCAUGUCUGUUUCUGAGGAGCAGCCUGAGAAACACUGCUGGGUGUGUUUUGCCACAGAGAGAGACGACCACAGUGCAGAGUGGGUGAGUCCCUGCAGGUGUAAAGGCUGCACCAAAUGGAUCCACCAGUCAUGUCUUCAGCGCUGGCUGGACGAGAAGCAGAAAGGAAACAGCGGCGGAGCCGUGUCGUGUCCACAGUGCGGCACCGAGUAUCACGUCACCUUCCCCAAGAUGGGUCCUCUGGUGUUUUUCCUGGAGCAGGUGGACAGAGCGCUGUCUCGAGCCAGUCCCUUCGCUGCGGUCGGCGUGGUGGCCGGGACCGUGUACUGGUCAGCGGUGACGUACGGAGCCGUGACCGUCAUGCAGGUUGUGGGUCAUAAGAAGGGCCUGUACGUGAUGGAGCGAGCCGACCCACUCUUCCUGUUGAUGGGUUUACCCACAAUCCCCGUGGUGCUGGUCCUGGGGAAGAUGAUCCGCUGGGAGGAUUAUAUCGUGAGGCUGUGGCAGAAAUACUUGUUUAAACACUAUCUCCCUUCAGGAAACGGUCGUUAUCGUCCUCGUGUCCCCGCUGACGCCACCGGAGCAGGAGACCACCUCUCUGUGUCCAGGACUCUGUGCGGCGCUCUCAUCUUUCCCUCCAUCGCCAGCCUGGUGGGAAAAAUCCUGUUCCAGCGCGUCAACUCCAGCCUGCAGCGCACCCUACUGGGGGGCUUCGUGUUCGUGCUGAUCAAGGGCGUGUUAAAGGUGUAUUACAAGCAGCAGAAGUUCGUCGUGCAGGCCAACAGACAGAUCCUCAACUACCCGGAGAGAAACGGAGACAGACCGAGAGAGGACGGGGACGAGGACACGGAGGACAGUGGCAACGAGUAGCUGCUGCGUCCACAGAGACAGAUAAACUGGAGACACAGUCAGACGCGAUGAUUCAAAUAAAGGACAUGCAUUUAUUUUAUAAUAAAAAACAGAGCUGAACUCAGGUGAGUGACAUUAAAACAACAAUUAGAACAAAGACACAUUUAAACGUCCACUGUGUCGUUUUUGUCUGAUUUAUUGGCAGAAAUUGAAUGUUUGUGAGUGUGUUAUGGCUUUCAAAAUAAAGAUUACUUCUUGUUUGUAGCUUAUAUACGAACAUGAGGCUAAAGGAGGCCGUCAUUUUGUGUCGCCAUGCUUCUGUAGUAGCACAAACUGACGAACAAACUGGAGCAAACGAGGAAGAAAAGUCUGCUGUUAAAAAAAAUGAAUGAACAAAAACCUCAUGAGCUGAAGAACAACUCUAACGUGCUCGUUUGUGGUCUUUGAAGGCCACCGUAGUUCUGUAAUCUGUUCCUGGGAAAGAAGGGUUCACAGUGGAGUCCUCUGUUGUAAUCUGCAGCCUCACCACUAGAUGUCACUACUUCUGACACACUGGACCUUCUACAAGAAAAACCUGGCAGACGAAUUCACAACCACAGUUCGUAACUUCGCGACAGCAGUUCGUAACUUCGCGACAGCAGUUCGUAACUUCGCGACAGCAGUUCGUAACUUUGCGGCAUUGUAGCAAAAGUUACACGUGUGAUCACACUGUGAGUGCGACUGAUUCACUGUAAAACAAAUAUGACAAAAGUGCUAUUAACAGUAAACGUAGCAUAGCUUUUGACAAGUGGCGGCCAUCUUGGUAGCCUAUGUCGGAGCUGUUCCGCCCCUGUAUAGCCCUCUUUAGACACGCCCCCUCCCUGUGAAUCAGCUCUGCAUGAUAAUUGGCUCGUUUAAAGAAGACAAAAAGGUUAGAAUGAAACUGAACUGGAGUUUUGUUCGUACUUGAUUAUUUAUUGGUCUAAUGUUGUGAACGUGUGGAACUUAGUGACGUGUUCAUGUUGCUUUGAACAAAGAAAAGAGAAACUCAUGAUUUGAAACUCACUGUGUCGCUGAGAACAGUUAAAUAUUUUAAAUACAAACAUCCCUGCAGUCGGAGGUUGAUGGUGAAAGAGUAUAAAUUUUCUCAGUUUUUGCCAAACAAACGUGUCAGAAACUCAACCAUAGCUCUUAUUUUAUGUUCUGCUGAAUAAUUUGUCAAAUAAAGUUUUCUGAAAUGAAA